AUGGAGUUCGGUUGGUGCUACCAUUCAUGUGCCCCAAAUGAAAUUUACACAAACACACAUAAAAGAGAACAAAGACCAACAUUUAUAACUAAUCUUUUUUUUUCAGAGAGGUUAAUCAAAAAACGCAUCUGUUCUGCCGAAAUUUGCAGAAGACGCCGCCAUUGUCAUCAUCACUAUCAUCAUUUGUAUCAUCACUACGAUCAGGUGCGGAAUAUAACAUCCGAAAAUGAGAGCAGUAGACAUACGUCUUUAUCUCAACCUGAUGUUAAUGACACAAGCACACAGACUGAUGGAGGGGAGUCCACAGACACAACCACCUCUUUUAGACCACCAAGAAAGCCUACACCAAUAAAGCCUACACCAAGAAAGCCUACACCAGAGCCUCCCAGUUCUGAUUCAUCCGUUGGAAGGAGACGUCCUGACCGUCCUGGAAGACUACAUCUGAGAUGUAAUACAGUAGUUUUGGCUCGAUGGUCGGAAGACGGGUGGUAUUAUUUUGGUAAGGUGACUAGUGUGGAGAACGACUACGUCAAAGUAUUAGACUCUACCGGAUAUGAGGAAAAUAUUAGAAAAAGGGAUAUACUUGUCGAGAGUGUCAGUCAUAACGGUAGUGUAAAGCAGGAUGACAAAGUCGUCGCAAUGCAUCCAAAGUAUGAAAACAGUUACGCUCCUGCCACUAUUCUUAAUGUGUACAACAAUGGAUACCUCAUUCAGUUCUAUGACGAAACAGAAACUGAGACAGACGAAGUCUAUAAAAUAUCAGAUCAAAAAUACACACAAGAUGUAGAUUAUAUUAAAAGUCAGGAAAUGCAGAUUCGUGGCCUUGUGAUAGCCCGUGAUGAUAUCAAUGGAUUAUAUAGACCAUUUAUUGCAGUAUGUCCAAAUCACAUGACCCAGCAAAUUUUUCUACAAGCGCAAAACAACACUUACAUAAUUCAAGAGGCCAUACAUGUAUUCCGACGACAAGGCAGUAUGCAAAAAAUUACCAGACAUUGGAAAUAUGUUCUUGGACCACUAGAUCCGGCACGAACUGUGUACCUCCCGGCCGAAAUUAUCACCAGACGUCCAUUUCGCCUUCGGUUUUGUAAUGGACAGCUAAAUGACCACGCCAAGUUAAGCGAUUGUUUUUUCCUCAGUGAAGAUUAUUACAAUAAUGCCACUAAAUACUUUGUCGCCCAUGGAUCUAACACGCGCACAACUUACAUGUUUUGACUUCCUUAAACCGGGGACCAAGCAUUGAUCAACGUUUGUUAUGUUGACGAUAAUACGGCGUAUAAAAGAAUCUUCUUUCGGUUGUAGAAAUGUACAAGUCUCAAAAGAAAGGUACAGUUACCGGAAGUAGCAGGAGUUUGUAAUCGCAAGACAGUACACAAUGAGUUGCACAAGUUUGCAAGUCAUGGUACAUUGUACAUGUACAUUGAUUUCUUUUAUCUACUGCAAAUAAAGUUAGUUUUGAUUAACAAAAAUAUGUUUAGUUAACAUUUUUAUUAUGGUUAUCAUAUUAUUAUGUUUAAUUUAUUUUUAUGUUUUUGUUUAUUUUUUUCUUCAAAUAAACGUUACUUUUACAACUAUAAAAUCUAGUUUGUCAAUUCUUUAAUGUCAUAAAUGAAAUUUAUAAUUCUAAAGAUAGCAAGUCGUAUGUAAUUAUAUUGCAAGGUUACAGUAUAGUUAAACAUUGACAAACUGAUUCUUAAAAUUGAUUUGACAAAA
Ruditapes philippinarum (Manila clam) is the source of this 1710-nucleotide messenger RNA. RefSeq lists its product as uncharacterized. Bases 1 to 1212 code for a protein of 403 amino acids. The record is from RefSeq and is a predicted model, not a curated record. NCBI's taxonomy places the organism in Eukaryota, Metazoa, Mollusca, Bivalvia, Venerida, Veneridae. The transcript is spliced from 8 exons.